AUGGAAUUGUGGAAUAGUAGUUUUAUUUUCAAAUCAAUUUUAGUUUUUGUAUUGUUUAGCUCGAUCUGUUACUGUAGUGGAGCCACAAUUGGAGCAAAAGUCAAGAGAGGUGGUAAUAAUUGGGGUAUUUAUCCACAUCCAAGAGUAGGAAGGUCUGGUAUAUACUCCAGAAUUCAAUCACCACAUGAAUUAUAUGAUUCCUCAGAUUAUUUCCAUGAAAUGAAACGACAACAGAGUUUAAUGGCAUUUCCACGUGUUGGUCGUGAUAGUCAAUCUCAUACGGAACAAAAUGCUAUGAAUGCACCUGAACAACUCAAUGGUUUAUGGUGGGGGCCACGAUUAGGACGUUUUCAAAAACGUGGUCCUGAAUUAACCGACACACCAUGGGGUUUUGUUUCAGCACAAGAUGGCCAAAAAUGGCCCCGAGGAACUGACUUCACACCAAGACUUGGACGUGAUUCUGAAGAACUUUUAGAUGAUGAUGAUUUAGAUGAAACAAAUAGAACUGUAGACAAACCAUUAAAAAAAUAAUUUAUUUUUUUAUU
Molecule: messenger RNA, 545 nt
Organism: Chrysoperla carnea
Lineage: Eukaryota; Metazoa; Arthropoda; Insecta; Neuroptera; Chrysopidae
Gene: Capa
Exons: 5
Coding region: 1-531 (176 amino acids)
Source: RefSeq, a predicted model, not a curated record